Messenger RNA from Caenorhabditis remanei, 1527 nucleotides. RefSeq lists its product as uncharacterized. NCBI's taxonomy places the organism in Eukaryota, Metazoa, Nematoda, Chromadorea, Rhabditida, Rhabditidae. Bases 1 to 1527 code for a protein of 508 amino acids. The transcript has 7 exons. The record is from RefSeq and is a predicted model, not a curated record.
AUGUGCUCCAAUAACUUCAUAGCAGAAUACGCUCCAAUCGUUUUCCAAUUUCUACCGAUAUGUCUGAUUUAUACGGGAACCUCUAUUCUUGCACUCUUUGUAUAUCGAAUGGAGGCAGUCAUUGUUCAUAGAUCAGAGAAAUCUAGAAUAAGGAAAUGUAUUGUUUAUUUGAAAUACUUGUUUAUUGUCAGCAUUGUCGUCGUCCUGGCUUUCACUGUACUGAUUUAUCCGGAUUUGAAAUAUCAGAAAGAUUACAAACUGAAAAUGGAACAGAGAUUCGGAACAUUCCAACCGUAUAUGUGGUGUGACAAUUGUUUCUUUUUCAACUUCGAUUCCAUUCUGUUUCAAUGGUUUUUCCGAGUUGCCGCUGUGGCAGUGGUUCUUGGAACAACCUCUGCAACUCUCGCACUAUUUCAGACUAUAAAAUGCAUUAAUUCCGUGAAUAUUCAAUUAUCUGCAAAAACUAAAACAAUUCAUAGAAAUUUUCUAGUCAGUUUGGUGAUUGCGAAUUCGACCGAUAAUAUGCUCAACGACACAUGUUACUUUGAGGAGCCAUUUGAUUUUAUGAUUAUCCAUUACAUUGCUUUAUCUCUAUCAGCUAUUGUAUACGGAAUUGCAUUUUUUGUUCUGAUUUUCAAAACACCAAAACACUUUAGUAAAUAUCGAAACUAUUUAGCUGCUCAUAUUUUUUCUGGAUUCCUUUUAGAUUUUGUCAUGGGUGUUCUCUGGAAAGUCACUAUCGUCCUUCCAGUACCUAUUAUGUGUUCCAACACAUUUGUAUCUGAAUAUGCACCGAAUGUAUUCCAAUUGCUGCCAGCAUGUUUUGCAUACACUGGAGCUUCUGCCAUUUCCUUAUUUGUAUAUCGAAUGGAAGCUGUAAUUGUUCACAGGUCUGAACAAUCUGUGAUACGAAAAGUCGUGAAAUAUGUGAAAUAUGCAUUCUAUGUGAACAUAGUUAUUGUCCUAUUACUCACUAUUUUGAUUUAUUCUGACUUGAAAAAUCAAAAAGAAUACAAAAUGAAAAUGGAAGUACGUUUCGGAACUUUCAAGCCGUAUAUGUGGUGUGAUAAUUGUUUCUUUUGCAACUUUGAUUCAAAUACAUUUCGAAUAUUUUUCUAUGCGGCUGGUUGUGCAGUAGUUCUUGGAGGAUUAACUGGUGGAAUUGCAUUUCAUGUCACAGUUAAAGCAUUGAAAUCUGUCAGUUUGAGAUUGACAGCCAAAACAAGAGCCAUUCAUAGAAACUAUCUAUUAAGCUUAUCACUAGCGGCUGCCGUUCACGUUAUCUGUAUUUUGGUUCCUCUUCUCGGUUUCUUAUCAGCUAUAAAUGUCUUAAUUAGCUUGAGCCAAUUCAGAUAUUUCCCAUUUAUCCUUGCGCUGGUCAUCCAAGAACAUGGUGCAGCAUCUACAGUAAUCAUGUUUCUAACCAACAACUUAUUACGAAACGCUCUGAAAAAAAUGUUCUUCUGUGAAGAAUUGAUUCCAACCGUAGAAAAUAGUAAUAAUAAUCGAUCAACUUUCGUAACCUGA